Seminavis robusta is the source of this 3878-nucleotide messenger RNA. Lineage: Eukaryota; Bacillariophyta; Bacillariophyceae; Naviculales; Naviculaceae. The record is from the annotation of a GenBank genome assembly.
ACCAGGUACUGCCUUGCCGGUAGCUGCACCCCCGCAUCAGCGAUCAGAAACCAGAAGGAUACUUAGACUUCCCCUCCAACCUUCUGCUGCUCUCGUGUACUGGUACGAUAACAACAACAAAUUUUUCUACAACAGCCGCUCGAAUCGGUAUCCACGACAGGGCUGCUGCCUCUGUUCUCGAGAAAAUCCAUCGCAGCACAACCUUGGUGGUUGGGUGGAUGCACUAUUGUCUCCUCGGAGCUGAAUCAUACCGCCAUGGGAUCUCUUGGUCAAGUUAUUGAUCUGUCCAACUUGAGCACGGAAGAGCUCCAAGCCCUCAUCGCUGUCCAACCCCAGUUGCUGGCUCAGCUAAUGGCAGGGGCCCAGAAAGCAGAAGUGCAAGAUGAAUCUAACCUGGCGCACGAUCUCAAAGCACUCUGGACGAAGAUCGAUCGGUGUGUCAAGACAUUUCAAUAUCAAGCAGCGUUGAACCUGAUUUCAAAAUAUGCAAAAGGGCCAAACAGAUCAUAUUCCCGUCUCAAGACGUUCUAUCACAUGGAUCGUCAUUUGCUGGUUGUUCAGGUGGCUCAAAAGGAAGCAACUUGGAUACCCUCCUUGCAGGAACUCAUUCAGGAUGGACCCAGUGCCAUUCAGCGGCUGCAAGAGAAUAGUUCGCUGCAUCAAUCUGUGCAUGGUUUGAACUUGAUGUCUACUGCACCUUGGAUGCUGGGGCAUGCUGCCGAAUCGGCUGCCUUGGUUGCCAUUCGAGGGCAAGAUAUCAUGGACUUUUCAUUCAGAUGCAUUCUCCUUUGCUUUUGGCAGGCAUGCGUAGCUCUGCCUGGUUUCCAAGGGCUCUUUUCUGGACCAUUUCAAAUUGAUCGCAAAGCUAUUCAGAGCUUUGAACAAAUCGUGCAAAUGACUGGUGGACGGGCCACGAUGAUCAUUCCAACGAAGGAUUCCUCUGUUUGGGCCCAUGCUGAGUUGCGGAAGUACCUUUCGGCUGUGGAAACACAUCACAAGAUCGCCAGCACUGCCAAAUUGAGACAUCAAAAUGCCUUGAAGCAGGUACUGGAAGGGAAACUGACUAUUCUGGAAGCGGUGCAAGAGGGAAAGGCAGCCUACGAUGCUGCCAAUAAGUUGACAAUGCCAUGCAGAAUUGAAUUCAAAUCAACUUUGCCUCCAAUCAUCCCAGCCAAGCCAGAACACGCCAAUAUCCCAUUUCUUCGGAACCUUGCCUCCGUUAGCGAGUUUGUUUUUCACCGCGACAAAGGUAGAACUCAGAUCAUUGAACUGGAUUCACCAGCGACCGUUUCGAAACACUUCUAUCUAUCAGAGCAGCACAAACCUGAUUCCAUUGUAGCGGUUGAUCUGGAAGACAUCAGGGAGUUUGGUGGAAACCUGGCCGUGGGUGCUCUCUCGGGUGGCUUCACCUUUGGGAAGUUCAUUCAGGCAGGCUACCUGAUGGUGAAACAAUGCAUUGCAGUCCAUAAUUGGGUCAUGAGAUACCAUGUUGGGAUUUCCCAUUUGUUUUCGGCUUCUACGGGAUACACACUUCGCACCAUGCUUAUGAAGACACUACGAAGUGUUGUAACAACCCACGACGCGAUUGGGCAGUACGGUGGAGACCACCCUGGAGUUGAAAAUGCCAUUCGGAUGGAGCGGCUGGCAGACAAAGAUGGAGUAUAUGCACAAAACUUCUUCAAUUCUUGCUGUUCUCCAGUCGCGAUGAUGCUCUUGGAAGACGAAUGCAAUCGAAUAGAACCGAAGCUUUUUGCCAAUGAUGAAACUGAUGACUUGGACGAGAGCUGGGCCAUUACAACCCGUUCCAUCGAAGCCACGAAACGAUUUACUGCUGCCUAUGCUGUUCUCGUGCAGUGCUCUGCCCGAAUAAUGCUCUGCGUGGCAGACCCCGCGUAUGUGGAAUAUGCUGCCACUAGAGAUGAGAAGGACAAAAUUGACAUCAUCUCUGAAAUUUUGCAAUCUGCGGCCACACUCUACCAAGCAAUCUUCAAAAUCUUGAAUGCACCCGACGAGUUGUUCCGGCCCGUGAGUCUGUCAUCGGUGGCAACAAUGUUCUUUUCAGCUUCCUACCCAAAAGAAAAUCGUGUGUUCCUUUCUCACCGCGGCCCUGAUCUCAAGACCAGGCUGCUUGAAGCGGUCACCAGAAAUUUCGAUGUGUCAGCUUUCGGAUAUAGUGCAGAGUCUUCAAAAUCCACGGCAGAUCAUGUUUCAUUCUUCCUCGAUGCCCUAACACCAUCUAGAUCAGAGACCAACCAUGGCUUCUUGUGGAGAGAGCUGUGGGAAUCAACUCACCUUCAUGUGUCCUUAUCACGAAACUAUCUCGAAUCAGACUGGUGCCGGCUUGAAGUCUUUGCUUGGCGUCUUAUGAACGCAGUACACAAAUGGAGGCAAUCAACUGUCACACACGACAAUAACAAUGAGGUAGACCAUGGCGCCGAAGUGAGAAGUCUGGAUGGCCCAGUCACGCCAAAUCCGCCUCUCAGUAGUCACACUGGAGUAUUCCAAGGAAAUGCUCAGGAGCUCCGCGAAGCCAUGUCAAUGGAAAAUGACGAGAUUGGUGGAGACUUGCUGGAGUUUGAUGAACUCUCGCGGGGAGACUUUUUGAACUUGUCCUCCCGGAUGCAGUCCUUCCAAAUGAAAUUUGCUCCGUUACGUGUAGGCGACCCAAGGGAAUCCCAGCUGCUCUUUGAUACCUCCUGUGAGGCCUUGCGCGAGACCAAUCGCCAAUAUGACCGGCUCCACGGAACACGUCGCGACGAGAAUUCCUUUGAUACAGCCACACAGGAAGAGUUUGGAAAACGCUGGACGAAACUUCAUGCAACGUCGCACCCCGGAUCAAAUGAAUUCGUAGAGGAACUGGACCAGGUACGCAACGAAUACGGUCAAUGCUUUGCGUACGGACACAACAAUUCCGUCUUUUUCCUCUACCGUGCAUAUCACCUUGCCCGUGGCCGUCGGGUGGAUGAUCCAUCUCUGAGUCUGAUCGAUGCCAAAUGGGGUGAUCUCCAUCAGAUUUGCACCCGCUACAGUAUCCUCCAGAGCAAUCGUGACGUUGACCUGUUCCUUUCCAUCCUCGACAAUAUGCAAUCUUCUGACGAAUCCACUUUGACACGCACAAUUACGCAGCUUUGCAUCCGUGAUACAACCUCCGAACCUUUUGUUCGAAUGGCAGUUUUGUUUCUACUGUCCAACUUGUCUAUACACCCUUGUAUCACACAGCUGCGUUCAGAACCCAUCACUUCCCGGACCGUGGCAGGCGUGCCCUUGAAGGUACUCCCCUGUGUCACAGGAGACACGUGGGAAGAAGUGGACCAUUUGGUCAAGCUACGCCGUCAACUCAUGGACGGGACUGCCAUCAAGGACCUGCCAACAGCCGAAGAAAAGAAGAGUCGUCGAUCGGCUGAGGAUCCGAUCCCCACUCAAUGCACAACAAAGGAUGAUGGCCCAGCUGUCCCUAUCGAGAAUGGAGACAAAGGACACGAAGGACACGAACAGUCAAACUAUGGUCAUCGGAAUCAUGACAAUGGCCAAGUCGACGCCCCCCUGCCGGCUCGAAGAACAGUCAACGACGCAGAUUUGUUGACCGAGUUUCGCAAAUUGGCGUCCAAUAAUUCACUCGAGGUAUCGACGGUGAGCCAUUUCUUGGAGCUUUGCAACAGAGAUGUGGAAGCUGCAGUUGAACUCUGCUUGUCAGAAAGUGCGGAUGUCUAGCUACCGGUAGCUGCGAAACAAGGGGAGAGACAGGUCAAAGGUUUUUGGAUUUCCGAUCUUGAAGUGAUCGCGCCGAGAGCUUGAAAGCAUCCAUUAGACUAAUAGCUUAGUUGAACAAUAGUAACGAAAAACGCUUAGUACCUUCCACAUCCAACAUAUGGCUGGAC